Molecule: messenger RNA, 1538 nt
Organism: Polychytrium aggregatum
Lineage: Eukaryota; Fungi; Chytridiomycota; Chytridiomycetes; Polychytriales
Product: ribonuclease H-like domain-containing protein
Exons: 3
Coding region: 72-1064 (330 amino acids)
Biological process (GO): nucleobase-containing compound metabolic process
Molecular function (GO): nucleic acid binding; 3'-5' exonuclease activity
Source: RefSeq, a predicted model, not a curated record
GAGAGAGAGAGAGAGAGAGAGAGAGAGAGAGAGAGAGAGAGAGAGAGAGAGAGAGAGAGAGAGAGAGAGAGAUGUGGUUUGAUCGCCAGAGUCUUUCGUGUUUGCUCCUUCGUGCACAUCCAGAUCGCAGCACCAAGCAAAUGCCGAAAUCCGCCAAGAGCAGCGCUGUCAAGUGGAUAGCCAGUGAUACAGUCUCCCUGGACGAUAGCCAACAGGUCCUUCCCAAGAUCGAGGAGGAUCUUCGGCUCCUCGGCAUCGAGCCGCUUUCCGUCGAUCCCCACAUUUACAUCGUCGACAAAAGCGGCGAAGCAUCGCAAAUUAUCGAUGUGAUCGUGGGCUAUCUCGGCAUCGAUUCCAUCCGGAUCCUCGGAUUCGAUACUGAAACCAAGAUUCGGCGGGUGGGCGCACAGGACUCGAGCCGUGACAAAACCUCGACCAUCCAGAUCGCAUUCUCCGAGUCAAUCGCCGUGGUGUUCCAGAUCUUUCGGAUGUGCUGGGAACGAGAUCCCACAAACAAAUUGUUUCGAAAGCGGCUACCCGAUGGAUCGUUUGAGAUGCGACCAAGCUUUUGCUUCAGCCACACCAAUAUUCCUCAAAACCUCAAAGGGCUGCUGGAAAACAACGCCAUCGUCAAAACCGGCGUCAGCGCCUCAAAGGAUGCCGAAACGCUCCUCGCACAUUACAACAUCAAGGUAUCGAAUCUUGUCGACUUGGAUGUUGCCGUCAAGCCCUUUCGCCUUCCUCGGAGCUCACUUGGAGCACUGGCAUACAUGUACUGCGAUGGCGCUAUCUUGGACAAAUCUAACUCGAACUUACUCUCCAACUGGGACGCGCCUCCAUCCGAGCUGACCCUGGAAUGCAUCCGAUACGCCGCGGAGGACGCCAUGUAUGGACUGCGAAUCUACAAUCGCCUCUUUCGAUUACCGUGUUCCUCCGGAUCGCCGCCAGCAUCGCAUGCGGCGCGAAUGUCGGGCAUCAAACGAGGGCAACAGGAGACUGUAGCGCGGCAGGACCCUGAUUCAGGCUCCUUGAAGAAGCGGAAGAAGGCCAAAUCGUCGCAAUAAGUCAUUGAACCGCCCGGUGGAAUCGUGCCGUCAAUGAGAUGGACCAGCACUCCAGAUGACCGUGGCCUCAGCUGGUCCGUCCUCAAACGAUGCGCCCUGUACUGGCUGUGUUUUCAUUCAUCAGUAUGGCAAAUCGCCAGGAACCUGAUAGAGAGGUGUCUAUGUUGGCUCCAAGGAGCCCCCAGGAGCAUUUCUGGAUAAUGAUCAUACUCAUAUAGCACUCAUGGUGUAGGUGAAAGUACUGAAGCCCAUUUCGUGGCAAUUUAUAGAUAUUAUUGUUACUACCGAUCCACAGUCAAUGCAGAAAAAAGCGGACAGUGUCCCUUGUCUCUGGCAUCAGAGGCCUGAAGCCUGAUGAACUUCCGUUGGCCCCAACGGCGACUGUUUCUGGUCCUGGUUGGCAAUCUCUUGGGUUUCAUUGGUUUGGGAGGCAUGGUCUUGAAUACACUCAGUCGGUCGCUUGUGGCUCACCAA